AGGUUUUCCUACAGAUUUUGAGCAUCUGAAGUCGGCUUCUGAAUCCAAGCAUACCCUGGUGCUCCCUCACCCUUUGAAGAAAUGUCUGUCGCUUACGAUGAUUCCGUUGGCGUAGAAGUCUCCAGCGAUAGCUUCUGGGAGGUCGGGAACUACAAGCGGACGGUGAAGCGGAUUGACGAUGGCCACCGGCUGUGCAGUGACCUCAUGAACUGCCUGCAUGAGCGGGCACGCAUUGAGAAGGCCUACGCCCAGCAGCUCACCGAGUGGGCCCGGCGCUGGAGGCUGCUCGUGGACAAGGGGCCGCAGUACGGGACAGUGGAGAAGGCCUGGACAGCCGUCAUGGUCGAGGCGGAGAGAGUGAGCGAGCUGCACCUGGAUGUGAAGGCCGCGCUGAUGAACGAGGACUUCGAGAAGAUCAAGAAUUGGCAGAAGGAGGCCUUCCACAAGCAGAUGAUGGGAGGCUUCAAGGAGACCAAGGAAGCUGAGGAUGGCUUCCGGAAGGCACAGAAGCCCUGGGCCAAGAAACUGAAAGAGGUGGAAGCAGCAAAGAAAGCCUACCACGCAGCUUGCAAAGAGGAGAAGCUGGCGAUAUCACGAGAAAGCAACAGCAAAGCCGACCCGUCCCUCAACCCUGAGCAGCUAAAGAAAUUGCAAGACAAAGUAGAAAAAUGCAAGCAAGAUGUUCUCAGGACCAAAGAAAAGUAUGAGAAGUCCCUGAAGGAGCUGGACCAGAGCACCCCCCAGUACAUGGAGAACAUGGAGCAGGUCUUCGAGCAGUGUCAGCAGUUCGAGGAGAAGCGCCUGCGCUUCUUCCGGGAGGUUCUGCUGGAGGUUCAGAAGCACCUAGACCUGUCCACCGUGGCCAGCUACAAAAACAUCUACCGCGACCUGGAACAGAGCAUCAAAGCUGCAGAUGCAGUGGAGGACCUGAGGUGGUUCAAAGCCAAUCACGGGCCCGGCAUGUCCAUGAACUGGCCUCAGUUUGAGGAGUGGUCUGCAGACAUGAAUCGAACGCUCAGCCGGAGAGAGAAGAAGAAGGCAGCCGACGGCGUCACCCUGACAGGCGUCAACCAGACGGGUGACCAGCCUCUGCACGACAAGCACAGCAGCAACCUUAGUGUCCCGAGCAACCCUGCGCAGUCAGCGCAGUCACAGCCCAGCUACAACCCCUUCGAGGACGAGGACGACACGGGGAGCACCGUCAGUGAGAAGGAGGACAUUAAGGCCAAAAACGUGAGCAGCUAUGAGAAGACCCAGACCUACCCCACGGACUGGUCAGACGACGAGUCUAACAACCCAUUCUCCGUGGAUGCCAAUGGGGACUCAAACCCAUUUGACGAGGACACCACCUCAGGGAUGGAGGUGCGGGUCCGGGCCCUUUACGACUACGAAGGCCAGGAGCAUGACGAGCUGAGCUUCAAAGCUGGGGACGAGCUGACCAAGAUAGAGGACGAGGAUGAGCAGGGCUGGUGCAAAGGACGUCUGGACAACGGACACGUUGGCCUCUACCCGGCGAAUUAUGUCGAGGCGAUCCAGUGACUGGGGCCAGCGGGCAGGCUGGCGGGGGGCUAGAGACAGCUGUUAGCUCCGUUAGCUGUUGGCCCAUUGCAGCGGCACCUCCAGCACUCCCAGCUGGCCAUGUGGGGCGUCCACUCCUUUUCCUGCAAAAGAUGAUGGUUCCGUUGCUCUUGGCUUCAUGGUGUCCCUUGAAGGCAGACGAGUUGGUCAUUUUACCAGAGCGCACAGAGAUGCCUGAGCACAGGACGAAGUACAACAGAAAUAGCCAGGCCCUCCCGCUCCCCCGCUGGCUGUGCUCAUUGGUUUAUGGAUUUGUAUGUUCUCUACCUUGUCUUUCCUUCUCUCCUCAAGCCAAUGUGGUUACCACUGAUUUCUGCUCCACCGAUCACUGUCUCCGACGUGUCCCAUCACGUCCAUCCUAAAUGAACAAACUCGUGCCAUUUUCUGAGUGAAGAUUUUGAGAUUUUUAAUUUAAAGGCUGUGUACAGUUAUACUUUUUUAUAUACCUGUUCCUCCAUUCAUUUAUUCUUAAAUUAUGGCAUAAAUUGAUGUACACCAGUCUUGACAAAAUGAUCUAUUUCCAUGUUGUACUGUUAAUCGCCCGUGCACUGCACAGGUUAAGCUGUGGGAAAUGUAGCCUAUUCAGACGGAUGAUGUUUGAGGCAAGAGGCCGAGAAAGAUGGCAGCCAUCUGCUUGUGAAUGCCCUUCAAGUCCGGGAGCUUUGAAUGCGCGUCCCAGAAGUAACCUGUGUAGGACUCGGAGAAGCUGCCAUAUUUAAAAACCAUUUUCACUCUGUUCUUGCUUAAACUUGACUCUUUUGCAGAUUAACAAUUUCCUUAGUGAUUCGGAAGGUUAAAAGUAAGAAGACCAACUUCAAGCCAAUGUAUCUGUAAAAUAGAUUAAGAUGCUUUCUACUAGACUAUCAUGUCUUGGUGUAUAUCUGUAUAUAUUAUUUGAUAUACAGAGAAUCUAAAGAGCUUGUCUACUGUGUUAAUGAGAGUGAAUGGCUUUUGACAGUGGGUUUGCCGUAUUUUACCCAACUAACGCGCACCUUCUGUUUAUUGGCCAACUGCGCCCUCCCCCUACAAGGUAUUUUUGUAAGCUCACUAUGCUAAUUUAUUUUUUUUUUACAGCUGUGUGUAAAAAAAAAAUUGACAUAGCAGCGGUGCUUAUGAAUAUACCUCACCAGGAGAGGGCGCAGUUGGCAAAUAAACGUAGAAAGCACGUGUUAUUUGCAUAAAAAUACGAUAAUGCAUAAACUGCUUGAAGCCCAUGAACUUGGCACACGAGUCUGGCUGGUGGGCCAAGCUCUGAGGUGGAGAAGCCGGCUGUAGUGAAAUCGCAUCCACUCCGGCCAGCUGCGAGGCCCGUGUUUAAGUAGCCUUCGCCCUAUGCGUAGCAGAACACUGUAAAAACUCCUGUGUCUUCCCAGCAGUGGCAGAUUUCGCAGUCAUCAUAUUCUUUGUGAGCAAACAAAGGCCGGGUCUCAUCUGCAGCACCAGGGUCUCCCAAGCAUCCUCAGUCCCCCAGAAGCAGAAGUGUGCGGCAGGAAGCUCCACUGUGAUCGCAGAGUAGGGCGAGAGGGGACCCUCUAUUUUGUGUGGCUCAGAUCUGGUGAAGUUACUGCCGCCGCCAGCACAAGCUAUGCAUUGAUAGUGUUUCCAGUCAGCUCGAUGUCUUGCUUGGAAAGUCAAUAUGUGUACAUGUUUGUCAUGAAAACUUACCAGCAGAAAUCCUCAUACCUAUGCUACAGAUUUACCAAAAAUUGUCACGUCUUUUAAGUUUAGGCGUUUCUUGAAACAUAUAGUAUUUUAGAAAAUCAAUAAACAGUUGAUCUCA
This is a messenger RNA of Trichechus manatus latirostris (Florida manatee), 3358 nucleotides long. RefSeq names its product protein kinase C and casein kinase substrate in neurons 2 (gene PACSIN2). Lineage: Eukaryota; Metazoa; Chordata; Mammalia; Sirenia; Trichechidae. The record is from RefSeq and is a predicted model, not a curated record. Gene Ontology annotation, molecular function: phospholipid binding; protein binding. Gene Ontology annotation, cellular component: cytoplasm; endosome; plasma membrane. The transcript is spliced from 10 exons. The coding region runs from base 82 to 1539 and encodes 485 amino acids. Gene Ontology annotation, biological process: plasma membrane tubulation; actin cytoskeleton organization; caveola assembly.